AUCGAUGAAGAAGAAGAAGAAGAAGAAGAAGUUUGUUUUCCAAGAUGACGGAAACCAACGCAUCGCCAGAAGAUCUUUGGAUCAAACAGGCAGACAGCGCUUUCAGCGACAACGGAUUUGAGCACAGCUUCUUUGCAGAGGACACGAGGAAAGGAAGUGUGGUCUCCAGAGCCAACAGCAUCGGUUCCACCAGUGCCUCAUCGGUGCCGAACACAGACGAUGAAGACAGUGACUACAGACACGAGGGGUCCUACAAGGGGACGUACAAGGACCGCCGCAGGCAGGCGCACACACAGGCUGAGCAGAAACGCCGGGACGCCAUCAAGAAAGGCUAUGACGAUCUCCAGUCAAUAGUGCCCACUUGCCAGCAGCCAUCAGAGUUUGCCAUGGGGACACAGAAGAUCAGUAAGGCGACCGUCCUACAGAAAACAAUUGACUACAUCCAGUUUCUGCAUAAAGAGAAGAAGAAGCAGGAAGAGGAAGUGUCCACACUACGAAAGGAAGUGAUGGCACUGAAGAUCAUGAAAAUGAAUUAUGAGCAAAUUGUGAAAGCGCACCAGGACAAUCCACAAGAGGGUGACAGCCAGGUGUCAGACCAGGUGAAAUUUGGAAUAUUCCAGAACAUCAUGGACUGCCUCUUCCAGUCCUUCAGCGCCUCUGUCUCGGUAACCAGCUUCCAGGAGCUGUCAGCCUGCGUCUUCAGCUGGAUUGAAGAGCACUGCAAGCCCCAGACGCUGCGGGAGUUUGUGGUGGGUGUACUUCAGCAGAUGAACGGCCAGCUUUACUGACACAUGCAGCAGGAUCUGUGGGGCCUUCAGGGAGAACAGCCUGGCCCCGCCUCGGUGUUUCUGCUCCAGCCCACAGCCCACAGCCGGUCCCCUGGGACCCACUGGCUCGCCAUGUGCCCACAGCUCUUACCCGCUUAAAGUCAUUGAUGUUCCAGGUGCAAAAGACCGCUGGUGACAUUCGGGCACCUCUGAAACCUCCAGGACUGCAGUUGCCCAGGCCUGGCCUCUUGAGAAGAGUUCUGCAGCAUGUCCAGCCACUCUGUGGUACUCCAUGUGUUCAGCAGUCAGUGUUCCUGUUUUACCUCUCAUGCUGUUUCCUCAGGCUCAGCUUCCUCAUCUGAUAGACUGCGGGGGAGUCUGGCGGCGUGAUUCUCUGUUCUCCCUUUUCUUUGUUGCUCAAGGGUUUCUAUUGAUCUGCAUACUUUAGAGGGUUAAUUAAGUUUCCCCAUCAUCACUCCCGGUAUUCAGAUAACUAUAAACACACAUAUCUACA
This is a messenger RNA of Anguilla anguilla (European eel), 1281 nucleotides long. RefSeq names its product max-like protein X. Bases 45 to 788 code for a protein of 247 amino acids. The transcript has 8 exons. The record is from RefSeq and is a predicted model, not a curated record. Lineage: Eukaryota; Metazoa; Chordata; Actinopteri; Anguilliformes; Anguillidae. Gene Ontology annotation, biological process: regulation of transcription by RNA polymerase II. Gene Ontology annotation, cellular component: nucleus. Gene Ontology annotation, molecular function: RNA polymerase II cis-regulatory region sequence-specific DNA binding; protein dimerization activity; DNA-binding transcription factor activity, RNA polymerase II-specific.